AUGUCAGCUAAGCCCCAAACGAAGAACAAGAAAAAUGAUGAAGAGAGGAACUACGAAUUAGAGAAUGAAAUCAUGAGGAGGAGAAUUCAGACAAUUCGUGAGAUGAUUGCUACAAAACAGAAGCAAACGGAGGAAAGCGAACAAAGAAUAAAGAGACUGAAAUACAAUUACACACGGAUCGAUAACGCCUUUAGGGCGGAGGCCGCCAAAGCAGAACCGGGGUAUCAGGAGCUGCAACAGCGAUAUGCUGAUAUGCGCACAACUUACCAGCGUAUCCUUGAAGAAGUAAAGGAACAAGUUGCAAAAGCACAGAGAGACAACGAACUGCUCGAGAAGGAAAUUGUCACGACAGGGUUGCACAAGGAUCAUGUUGUUGAAGGGAAGAGAUCCAUGAUGAAGCGUCUUGAGCGCGAACUGGAGUCUAUGGCGUUAGAGUUCUCUGAAAUUCUGAUGGAGACUGCCGACAAAAUGACCGCAAGCAUCACAGUUUCUCACAGCACAUGGGAAAGCAAUAAUGGGCAUUUGCCGUUGAUCAAUAGGCUGCAAGAUUUCUCCUUGGUAGACCCACCUGCCUUGUAGGGUGUGGUGACAGGUGUGACGCGUUGAGACAUGGGAACGCCCUCCGGCUACAUGCACGAGCAAUCCCUCACUUCGUGUGUAACAACGCAUGUACGCAGAACUGACCCUGCCUUCCUUUGUUGUCAUCCAAGGAGAGGUGUUGGUAUGAGGAGGAGAAAGCGCCGCCCACUGUCUGACAAGGUCAUUGAUGUGCGCUAAACUGAAUAGAUGACUCCGGAACACGCCCUGAGUAUAUGAUUUGACUUUCUGGAAUGCUCCACUGUGA
Molecule: messenger RNA, 844 nt
Organism: Toxoplasma gondii ME49
Lineage: Eukaryota; Apicomplexa; Conoidasida; Eucoccidiorida; Sarcocystidae
Exons: 4
Coding region: 1-579 (192 amino acids)
Source: RefSeq, a predicted model, not a curated record